ACUUUACAGUUGGGUAGAUGAACAAACUCAAGACGGAGAAAACAAAGCAUAUGUUGAGUAUUAAGAUAAUCUCUUUUAGCAGGCUUCAAUAAACUCUAAGUGCAUAUAUAGAUUCAUUCAAUAAACUCCAAAUCCAUAUAUAGAUUCAUGAAUUAUACCCUUCUCUGAAUUUUUGUAGUCUUGUUCUGUACAAGACAAAUCUCUAGAACUGGUUGGUCUGAAAUUCUAAUGGAGUGAUCAAAGUUAGUUUUGGUUUUGGUAAAAGAAUUCACCAAUAAGAUUUUAUUCUUUUGAAGCAAAGACUGAUUAUUGUAGUUUCUGGAAAGCAAAAGCAACAUAAAAUCAGAGGAGAGUUGUUUUCAGAAAUUGAGGCACUUGAUAAAUUUUCAGGAUAAUUUUGGAGCUCAUAUCAUAUAUACCCUAUACUUUAUAGAAUUAGAGAAAUUGGGUUUUCUCUGUUAUUGUCGAUAAGUUGAUUUUUUGUGUUAGUUUUUCUUGGAAGAAGAUGGUAGGGAGUAUUGACACAUUGCACCCAAGUUUGUACUCAGAUGGAUCUUCUUACAAUUGUAAUGGUUUGGAAGAGAAACUUGAUGAGCUUCGGCGCCUUCUUGGCAAGGGUGCUGAUGAUCCAUUGAGGAUUGUAAGUGUGGGAGCAGGGGCUUGGGGCAGUGUUUUCGCAGCUUUGCUGCAAGAUAGUUAUGGCCAGUUUCGAGAAAAGGUUCAAAUCAGGAUAUGGAGAAGGCCUGGAAAAGCUGUUGACAGAGCCACAGCAGAACAUCUAUUUGAAGUCAUCAAUUCAAGGGAAGAUGUAUUGAGGAGGUUGAUCCGGCGUUGUGCUUAUCUGAAGUAUGUUGAGGCAAGGCUAGGCGAUCGCACUCUUUUUGCUGAUGAAAUUUUGAAAGAUGGGUUUUGCUUGAACAUGAUUGAUACACCACUUUGUCCUUUGAAGGUCGUGACUAAUUUGCAAGAAGCCGUUUGGGAUGCUGAUAUUGUGGUAAAUGGCUUGCCUUCAACUGAAACACGUGAGGUGUUUGAAGAAAUCAGUAAUUAUUGGAAGGAAAGAAUCACUGUGCCUAUCAUUAUCUCUUUGUCAAAGGGUAUUGAGGCUGCUCUGGAACCUGUUCCUCAUAUCAUUACUCCAACACAAAUGAUCAAUCGAGCAACUGGAGUACCUAUAGAGAACGUACUGUAUCUUGGUGGACCAAAUAUUGCCUCUGAGAUUUACAAUAAGGAAUAUGCUAAUGCUAGAAUAUGUGGAGCCGAAAAGUGGAGGAAACCACUAGCAAAAUUUUUAAGACAUCCCCAUUUCAUUGUAUGGGACAACAGUGACCUUGUCACUCAUGAAGUAAUGGGUGGCCUGAAAAAUGUCUAUGCCAUUGGAGCUGGAAUGGUGGCAGCCCUGACCAAUGAGAGUGCCACCAGUAAAUCAGUAUAUUUUGCACAUUGUACAUCAGAAAUGAUUUUUAUUACUCAUUUGUUGGCCGAAGAACCUGAGAAGCUUGCAGGCCCUUUGCUGGCUGACACUUAUGUAACUUUGUUAAAAGGUCGCAAUGCAUGGUAUGGCCAAAUGCUAGCCAAAGGAGAAUUAAGUCGAGAUAUGGGUGAUAACAUCAGAGGAAAAGGAAUGAUUCAGGGUGUCUCUGCAGUAGGAGCAUUUUAUGAACUUCUGAGUCAAUCAAGCUUAAGUGUGUUGCAUCCUGAUGGAAACAAGCCCGUUGCUCCUGUUGAGUUGUGCCCUAUAUUGAAAACACUGUACAAAAUUCUUAUAACAAGGGAGAAGUCAUCUCAAGCUAUCCUUCAGGCACUGAGAGAUGAAACCUUGACUGAUCCCCGAGACCGCAUUGAGAUUGCGCAGAGCCAUGCAUUCUACAGACCUUCACUCCUUGGCCAGCCUUGACAAGUUUGCACAGAAAAUUCAAGUUUAAAGAAGACUAAUCGGAAAGCAAUCGUUUCAGAGAGAAUCAUGGUGGUUUUGUAUGUAAUGAAUAAUACCUCUUCCAAAAUAUACAUAUUAAAAGUUUGAUUGAUGAAAAUUGUUUGAUCAGUUUUCAAGAAGAAUAAUAAUUUAGACAGGAGACACUUUGAUUUUUAUAUAAACGGUUCUGAUACUUCAUGAGGUUUCCAAUUCUCUUUUUGUAUAUAGACCAAGUAUAUAUUCUAAUCGUAAA
Durio zibethinus is the source of this 2168-nucleotide messenger RNA. RefSeq names its product glycerol-3-phosphate dehydrogenase [NAD(+)] GPDHC1, cytosolic-like. The record is from RefSeq and is a predicted model, not a curated record. Gene Ontology annotation, cellular component: cytosol. Lineage: Eukaryota; Viridiplantae; Streptophyta; Magnoliopsida; Malvales; Malvaceae. Gene Ontology annotation, molecular function: glycerol-3-phosphate dehydrogenase [NAD(P)+] activity; NAD binding. Gene Ontology annotation, biological process: carbohydrate metabolic process; glycerol-3-phosphate catabolic process.